UUCCUUGCACGUGCUGUUGUGGAUGACAUCCUUCCACCAGCUUUCCUUCCUAGGGCAAGAAAGACACUUCCAGAAUCUUCCAAAGGUUUCCAGGUUAUCCAAACUGCGGGAAAAAGCUAUCUGUCUGCUCCACACCAUGCGGAACUGGUGGAAAGGAGAUGGGGUGGUUCAACUCGGACCACUGUUGAGGAAGUCAAGAAAAAGAUUGCUGAACUUUUGAGGGAAUACGUGGACAAUAAAGACACUUACGAGGCUUGCCGCUGCAUUAGAGAGUUGGGUGUGUCUUUUUUCCAUCAUGAAGUUGUGAAGAAGGCUUUGAUUACUGCCAUGGAGAUCCCUACAGCUGAACCACUUAUAUUUAAGCUGUUGAAGGAGGCAGCUAAAGAAAAUCUGGUAAGUUCUAGUCAAAUGGUGAAGGGGUUUUCUAGGCUAGGAGAAAGCCUUGACGAUCUUGCUCUCGACAUUCCAUCUGCCAAAACCCUAUUUGGUUCGAUUGUGUCAAAUGCUGUCUCCGAAGGUUGGCUUGAUGCUUCGUUCAAUGAUCCCUCUGGUGAAGAAGGGCAAGUGCAGAUUGAGAAUGAGAAACUGAAGCGUUACAAGGAAGAGGUUGUGACCAUGAUUCAUGAGUAUUUCCUCUCUGAUGACAUUCCUGAACUCGUUCGUAAUCUUGAGGAUUUAGAGGCACCUGAGUACAACCCGGUUUUUCUCAAGAAGCUGAUAACACUCGCCAUGGACAGGAAGAACCGUGAGAAGGAAAUGGCAUCUGUUCUCCUCUCAUCUCUUCACAUUGAGAUUUUCUCAACAGAAGACAUCGUAAAUGGUUUUGUCAUGCUCCUGGAGUCUGCGGAAGACACGGCUCUGGACAUUCUCGAUGCUUCCAAUGAACUUGCUCUGUUCUUGGCAAGAGCUGUGAUCGAUGAUGUUUUAGCACCCUUGAACCUUGAAGAAAUCUCUAGCAGAUUACGACCCAACUCCUCUGGAACCGAGACAGUGAAGAUGGCCCGGUCGCUUAUCUUUGCCCGUCAUGCGGGAGAGAGGCUUCUACGAUGCUGGGGUGGUGGCACGGGGUGGGCAGUGGAAGAUGCAAAGGACAAGAUAUGGAAGCUUCUGGAAGAGUACGAGAGUUCUGGCGUAGUCUCGGAGGCCUGCCAGUGCAUUCGCGAGCUGGGUUUGCCGUUCUUCAACCACGAGGUGGUCAAGAAGGCACUUGUCAUGGCCAUGGAGAAGAAGAAUGACCGGAUGCUGGAUCUUCUCCAGGAGAGCUUCAGCGAGGGCCUCAUCACGACGAACCAGAUGACCAAAGGAUUCACCCGGGUGAAAGAUGCCCUUGAUGAUCUGGCUCUCGAUAUCCCGAACGCAGAGGAGAAAUUCAGUGUCUAUGUGGGUCACGGCCAAAAGAACGGAUGGCUCUCAUCCUCGUUUGUACCUUCUUCCCUAACUUGAGGGCUCAGCUCUUGUGUCACCGAGCUCCCUAUCCAUGGCCGCUUCACCGUCCAGGGUUCUGCCUUUUUU
Messenger RNA from Tarenaya hassleriana, 1512 nucleotides. RefSeq names its product programmed cell death protein 4-like. Lineage: Eukaryota; Viridiplantae; Streptophyta; Magnoliopsida; Brassicales; Cleomaceae. The transcript has a single exon. The annotation marks the transcript as partial. Gene Ontology annotation, biological process: negative regulation of DNA-templated transcription. The record is from RefSeq and is a predicted model, not a curated record.